AGGGAGACAUUACCACAAUUCAAACAUUUCGGAAUGCAGUUUAAGUUUUCAUCAGUUUACUAUGAUCCGUGAUGACAUCUGGAUGUGUUGGAAUAAUUUGGGACGAUUUAGGUCCAUAAAUCGGUUUUUAAUUGGGAAUUUAUUUUCGAUAAAUAUACUGGAAGCAUACGUACGUACUCCGGCUUGUUAGUACCAUUUUAACGAAGGAAGGAACUGUUUAAAGUCGACAGAUUUUUAUAUGAAUUUUUAAAAAAGCAUUGAAAUUUUGGUUAAAAUUAGCCAUCGGUCAUCAAUAACAAUAAAAAAAAUCGCGAAAUUAGAGGACAGUUUUAUGGAGUUGGACUUGUGGAAAGUGAAUGGUUGCCUAGUGGUGCAUAAUUAAUUUGAUUUUAAUUUCGUACGAUUUUUACUUUACACUUUGAUUGAAUUUAGUGAUUUUUCUGGAAAAAUAUAAAUUAAAUUAAAAUCAAUGAAAAUGUGUUGUGAUACGUGUGCUGGUAGCGGUGAUGCUAAAUGGAUAAAAAUAUUUUUUGCAUUUUUAACAACAACUCAUUUGGUCGAAAACGUCAUAGCGGGUCAACCGGAAUUUGCUGAGCCAAUUGUAAAUAUAUCUGUAGCCGUUGGACGAGAUGCAACUUUUACAUGUCACGUACGACACUUAGGAGGAUAUCGGGUAGGUUGGGUGAAAGCAGACACGAAAGCUAUUCAAGCAAUUCACGAGCAUGUCAUAACUCACAACCCACGAGUUAGUGUCACUCAUUCCGAUUUGAAUACAUGGAAUCUUCACAUUAAAUCUGUUACCGAAGAUGAUCGUGGAGGUUACAUGUGUCAACUAAAUACAGAUCCCAUGAAAAGUCAGAUAGGUCACUUAGAUGUGGUAAUUCCGCCCGAUUUUAUAUCCGAAGAUACUUCAUCAGACGUUAUUGUUCCAGAAGGUAGCUCAGUCAAAAUUACAUGCAGAGCAAGAGGAUAUCCACACCCGAAUGUCACAUGGCGUCGUGAAGAUGGUGCCGAAAUUGUUCUAAAAGACAGCAUCGGAACCAAGCAACUGGUAACUUCGUACGGCGGUGAAAUUUUAAAAUUAACAAAACUAUCUAGGAGCGAAAUGGGUUCAUACCUUUGCAUUGCAAGUAAUGGAGUUCCACCUUCCGUUUCGAAAAGAAUUUUGCUUAGCAUUCACUUUCAUCCUGUUAUUAAUGUACGAAAUCAGUUGGUUGGAUCUCCAUUUGAUAAAGAUGUGACAAUCGAAUGUAACGUAGAGGCAUCGCCUAAGUCUAUUAACUAUUGGAUCAAAGACACAGGUGAAAUGAUAGUAUCGUCACCCAAAUACAACGUACAGGAAAUUUCUCAGUCACUGUACGAAACUCAUAUGACUGUGACUGUAAGGAAAUUUCAAAAAGAGGAUAUCGGAUCGUAUCGAUGUAUUGCAAAGAACUCCUUGGGGGAGGUCGAUAGCAGUAUACGAUUAUAUGAAAUACCCGACCCAAAAAGUAAUACAUUUUCGCCGAAAUACGGUGGCAACAAUUUGAAUGAUGUCAUUAAACCAUUUAAACGACCAAAAGUGACAUAUCAACCGGAGGAUGAUGAUCAAUUAGGUUCGGCCGAAGACUAUGAUGAAUCGGAAACACCAAAUACGUUCACGAAACCGACAAAGAUACUUCACGAAAAUAAUGGCCGGCACAAUAAUGUAGCAGUGUUUGGCGGUAUUGCGACAAGGAAACCGAUGUAUCCAAUACCUGAAGUACGCGGUUCUUCCGAUAAUGAAGUGUCGACCGCGUUAUCGUCGGCAACAACUGUUGGUUGUAAUUAUCGUUUAUUUUUCGUUGUAAAUUCAAUGGUGUCAUUAUUGAGUUUUGGCCGAUUUUUAUCAUAAUAAUAAAUAUUUUAUGGAUGCCAACCAUAGUAAUAAAAAAUAAAAAUUCAUGAAAAAAAAAAGAUUAUUAUUUAGCGGUUGUUGAUGAUACUAACUAUUUUCUAUAUACAAAAAAAACUGGUGUAAAAAAAAGCAUUAAAUUAUUAUAUAAAAUAUAUAUUAAAAAAAGGCAUACGACGACGAACACAAUAUAUUAUAUAUGAACAUCAUGAUGAUACACACACUUGUUAAUAAUUUUUUUUAUAUAUAUAUUUAAAUGAAUUCCAUGAGCUUGAGUAACCUUUAAUUAAUUAAUUAAUUGUUUUAUAAACUAUAUUCUCGGUUAAUAAAAUAUUAAUUACUGUUAGAGCUUUAAAAAUGUAAUUAAUAUUUUCACUGAUUAUAUUCCCAGCUCGACCAUUUUAAUAUUCAAGAGACGAGCGUUGAUAUUACCAGCAAAAUAUUUCAUCCCAAUAAAUAAUAAUAUUUAUUGCAAUGAGCAUACACAUUUAUGUAUGAUGUGAUUGUGUGUCUAUUUAUCUAAAUUAACCAAAUAUUGUCCGUGUGAAUUAUGGAGGAUGGUUUUCGAAUUUGAAAAUAAAUUCCAAGCUCCCCGCUAAUUUGUUAACAUUUUUGUAAUUAAUAUUAUCAAAUGUUUUUGAGUGAUUGUGUGUGUGUGUGUGCUGUCUAUACUCUAUACACCCGGCAAAAUGCACCGAUUCCAUUAAUCACAGUGGAACGCACUACGACGAAUUGCAUUCCAGGACGAAAAUUAUUAUCAAUGUGCUCUCUAGUAUAAAUAACUAAUUUAUUCGUUCGCUGAUAACAUAAAAGGUCUGCUCGGAUAAUGUAAUUAAAGUGAAUUUCAGGAAUUCAUUACUUCACAAAAUAAAUGUUGAAUUGUGGAUGGACUUAUGUUUUGUCAAUUUUAGGAUGGCGAUGAUGUGCUCCUACCUUGUGUGAAUGCAGAAAUACAUCAUAGCACAUAUGCAUGAAAAAAUCACAGAAAAUUACGUUAUCGGUUCCUCUUUCAAUAUCAGUUCAAAAUUGAAAAAGCCAUACAUACAGUGGCUAGCAUUUGAAAACCAGCCAGUCAGUGUUAAGAAAUUUAAAUUAAUCCACAU
This is a messenger RNA of Bradysia coprophila, 2976 nucleotides long. It is a transcript of the gene DIP-alpha, whose product is annotated as Dpr-interacting protein alpha. Lineage: Eukaryota; Metazoa; Arthropoda; Insecta; Diptera; Sciaridae. The record is from RefSeq and is a predicted model, not a curated record. Gene Ontology annotation, cellular component: neuron projection.